AUGGAGCUAGCGGCUGCGAUCGAGAUAUCCAUCGCAACGAGAAGGAUGACUGAAGUGACGACAUCAAAUCGUGGGAUCCCUGUUAUGGAAGUUGUUGAAAAUGUGGAAGAGUGGUUAAUCAUGAAGAAACUUUCACCUGAAGAAGGAGUGGCUGCGCUGGAAGAACGAUACAAGAAAUACAAAUAUGUCGAAGCAAGCAUGACUUCGCAGAAAACCAGAAUGGCCGAGAAACUGCCAGACUUUAAGAACAGCCUAGCCUUACUCGAUGUGUUGAUAGAUAAGAAGGAAAAGGCGGAGCCGUUUGAGACAACAUAUUUAGUUUCGGAAGAAGUUUAUACGAAAGCCACAGUGCGCAACCCCGAAAAGGUGUCAAUUUGGUUAGGCGCUAAUGUCAUGGUUGAGUAUGAACUCGAGAAGGCAAAAGAACUGCUGGAAAAAAAUCAAGGAAAUGUGCAAAAGGCUGUGGACGAACUCACUUCAGAAUUAAUGUUUGUGAAAGACCAAAUAACCACAACAGAAGUGAACAUUGCUCAUGUGCACAACUACGGGGUGAAGAAACGACAACAGAAAGCGGCUGCCUGA
Necator americanus (New World hookworm) is the source of this 582-nucleotide messenger RNA. RefSeq lists its product as uncharacterized. The transcript is spliced from 7 exons. The record is from RefSeq and is a predicted model, not a curated record. Gene Ontology annotation, biological process: protein folding; tubulin complex assembly; microtubule-based process. The coding region runs from base 1 to 582 and encodes 193 amino acids. NCBI's taxonomy places the organism in Eukaryota, Metazoa, Nematoda, Chromadorea, Rhabditida, Ancylostomatidae. Gene Ontology annotation, molecular function: tubulin binding. Gene Ontology annotation, cellular component: cytoplasm; prefoldin complex.